UUAGCCAUGAGUUCGAUACAGGAACGUCUGCAGAUGAAGCGUGUCCCGCUGGAUAAGUGGUCCACGAAGGAGAAGCUAUGUCUCGCAUCAUCCGUUGCCUGCAGUGGCGAUCAAAACUGGAUGUCAGUGAGCCGGUCGUUGAAGAUGCUGUGCAGCGGUGACCGUCCAAACGAUUGGUUUGCACAAAAGUCCUGCGCGGCACAGUACGGCAAACUGCUCGAGAAUGUGGAAACACCUAAGCGCAAGAAGCGGACCGCUUCCGAGCGUGAUGGUGUUGCUGCGGUCGAAACACCCGGUGAAUCGAUACUCCGGAAGCUGACCCAGGAGCGCAUCAUUGAGCUGAAGAAAACGAUCCAGGAGGAGACGCAACAGUACAUUAAGGUGAAGGAAGACAUCAUACUGAUACAGAGCGGUGUUACGGAUGAGAAAAAGUUACGCGAAAUGUGGAAACAGAUCGAGCUGGAGAAGGCCCAGAAGGAGAAGGAACAGAUACAGCACGCUCAGUGGUUGAAGGAACGGGAGGAGAAGAAGCUAGAGCUCGAGCGUCAGUGGCGUCCGAUGUAUCCGAGCUCGCCAACGGCAACGAAAGCACCGACACCUCCGAUAAAAUUUAAGGAUGAAACGGACGAAGAUAGUCAAGGGUCGUGCAAGUCGGGAACAUCACCGCUGUUGACAUCGUUGCUAAAAAAUGCCGGAGAAGCAAGAGCGAGCUCCGGUGCACCGAUCAGCUCACCAACAGCUGGAACUCGGACAGUGGCUUCACCUACAAUUACGAAUCUUUUAACGGGAAGUGCUGUAAAGUCACCUUCACCGUCCGUUGUCGUCGGUUUGGCAGGAACAACGGAGCUGGACGCUCAGCUUGGUGUGACAAUCAAGCAAGAGGCACUGGCCGCUUCGACUAGCACAUUCGAUGGGAAGGAACUGCAUACGGUAAAGUUGGAAGAAGUGGAAUGUAACAUGGAUGGAACUAAACUGGACGAAUCGAACGCCGGAAAAUCAGAAACACUUUUUGCCGAGAUGGACAGUGAAGAUAAUGCAGAUCCAGCAAAAGAUUUAAUGGACGUGCUGGAAGACCUGAUCCCGGAUGAUUUGGACGAAAUUCUGAAGGAAAACAGUGGCAUGAUAUUGGAGGAUGUCGAUCUGAAGAAUGUAGUCGAAUCGAUCAUAAUGGAGGAAGAUACGCUAAAGGAUAAGGAUAUCGAUCUGAUGGCGGACGCGGAAGAUGUGCAGAUGGCGGAAGUAGGCGUGGAGGAAAGUGUUGCUGAAACGGCUUCAAAAAACGAGGCACCCUCGGUGGAACGUCCUAAAUCUCCACCAACAAUCGUGUCACCGGCACCGGCAAUAGUAUCGUCCGUCCCAGCAGUGCCCGAGGUCACUAAACUUUCAGCGUUGAACACAGUGAAGGAAGAAGUCGAAGCCACUGCGGUAGAGAAUGUGUUGGAUGAGAAACUAACCAUUGCUCAGCAGCAGACGGUUUCCAAAGUACAACCCGUGAUGGAACCGGAAUGUCCGGAAACGAUCGAAACAAAGGUGGAAAUCAUACCGAUUGAAGAUAGUACCAGCAAUUCUCCGGCAACGAAUGAUCCUUCCAGUGACGACAAUAAGGAUACUGCGGAAGAUUCAAGCGGUCAAGAGCAGCCGGAAAGUGUGAUCGUGGUGUCAGAUUCGGCUAAAGAGGAAGAAGAGUUUGAGGAUCGCGAGGGGGAAGAAGUGAGCCCGAAUGAUGGUGGUCCUCCGACGAUUGAAGAUGAAGACUCGGACGACAAACCGUUGGCUUCUUUGGAGGUGACGACUGAUACUGGUAAACAGACUGUGCAGGAAGAAAUGGAUCAAUCAGUUAAGAAACCGCUGACAGUCGGGGUAGAGCCAGCAGAGAAACGUACCACUGACCCGACGGUUGUUUCACCUAAAGAAGCAAAGUUAGAGGCUGUUAAAUUAGAACCCGGCACAGCAUCAGUUGACGAAGCGAAGGCUAAGAAGGAAGCGAUGGAAAAGCUGGCCUCAGAGUACGACUUUAAAGACGACGUUGAACCAAUCGUGCAGCUAUCGACCAGGAAGGUAAAAGAAGAGAAGCACGUGUCGGAGGAUGAGGUGUUUGUCGAUGCUCAGGAAACGGUGGAUGAACCAGAGGAGGUAAAGGAAAUCAUCGAACCGCAGGUGAAAAAACCGCCAACCGAUGAUACAGUGCUUACGGUGACGGAUACCGACGAUGAUUCGCUGAUUGAAAUGAAGAUCGGCAAGGCAAAGCGUGACUAUUCGCGCCGCCGUCUAGCGGAUGAAGCGCAAAAACUGCGAGACGAUUUGGCCGGCCAUUCCAGAAGCGAAGAAACGGAAGGACGAUCGUUAAGAAAGCUGCGUGAUCGUGAUCGUUCGGAAAGUCCGUUUGUGGCGCAGGAUGAUGAGCCGAACGAGAAAAUGAAACGAAGCUAUUCUUCCACCCCGGUGAUGGACUCGAUACCAGGAUCACCCGCCUCAAGCGAGGAUCGUGACUAUCGCGCCUGGAAAAAGUCCAUUCUGGCCGUGUAUUCAAAGAUUGCUGCGUCGAAGAAUGCGGCCGCGUUCCAGAAACCGCUGCCAGAGGAUCAAACGGCACAGCUUAUUUAUCGGCCGAUGGAUUUGUCGCAAAUAAAGCGUAACAUUGAGAAUGGGAACAUUCGAACGACGGGUGAAUUUCAGCGAGAUAUUUUGCUGAUGUGCACCAAUGCGAUUAUGCUAAAUCGUGGCGAUCUCUGUUCACCCCAGGCGGCUAGCUUGCUGCUGCGGGAAAGUGUGUCCAUUAUCGAGACCGGGAUGGAUCCGAAGGUGGUCAAGGAGCGUGAUGGUGAGCGAGGCACACAUAAGCGGAGUUCGCGCAAGAGCACAACGCGAAAUUCGUCUGCUGGAAGAAGCUAAUCCGAUGACGAUGGAAGGGAGAGA
Molecule: messenger RNA, 2916 nt
Organism: Anopheles maculipalpis
Lineage: Eukaryota; Metazoa; Arthropoda; Insecta; Diptera; Culicidae
Gene: Brd8
Product: bromodomain-containing protein 8
Exons: 2
Coding region: 7-2892 (961 amino acids)
Cellular component (GO): NuA4 histone acetyltransferase complex
Molecular function (GO): protein binding
Source: RefSeq, a predicted model, not a curated record